AAAAUUGAAUCCAUUUGUGAUCUCGACCCUGAUGUUUUGCGUCAGUUCGACGUGGGUGAAAAGGCACCUUAAAACGUUUUUCUUUCGUCCAGUUUCAGCAUAAGAAGGUACAACAUGAAGACUCGUUUCAGCACGUAUGACUUGGUAUGUUCUACAACUGAGCUACAAAGACUCGUUGGCAUGCGUGUCAACCAAAUAUAUGAUAUUGAUAACAGAACAUAUCUUAUCCGAUUACAUCGUGGCGAAGAGAAAGUUGUAUUGCUCCUUGAAUCAGGAAACAGAAUCCACACAACUGCUUUCGAAUGGCCCAAAAAUAUGGCACCGUCUGGAUUCAGUAUGAAGAUGCGUAAACAUCUCAAGAACAAACGCCUCGAGAGUCUUACUCAACUCGGAGUUGAUCGAAUUGUUGAUUUACAAUUUGGAUCAGGGGAAGCUGCGUAUCAUGUUAUUUUGGAAUUGUACGAUCGUGGUAAUAUUGUUCUCACUGAUUACCAGAAGACUAUUCUCAACAUUUUGAGACCUCACACUGAAGGAGAAAAAGUUAGGUUUGCAGUGAAAGAAAAAUAUCCAUCGGAUCGUGCGCAUUUGACAACAAUGCCGUCCAUUGAUAAGAUCCAGGAGUACAUUAUGAAUGGAAAGCCUGGAGAGCCUUUGAAAAAAAUUUUAAAUCCACACGUGGAAUUCGGACCUGCUAUUAUCGAUCACGUUCUACUACAGGCGGAUUUCCCAGCUGGUUGUAAAAUUGGAAAAGGUUUUGACACUGCCACAGAUUUCCCAAAGCUUGCCACAGCUCUAAAGAACGCUGAGAACAUUUUUCAAGAGGCUACGAAAAAUAUUAGCAAGGGUUACAUCACGCAAAAAAAAGAACUGAGACCCUCACAGGAUGGUACAGAGUCGUACAUAUUUGCAAGUGUCGAAUUCCAUCCCAUGCUAUUUGAACAGCACAAAAAUCUUCCUUACAAGGAAUUUGAAUCCUUCGAUCUUGCGGUGGAUGAGUUUUUCUCCGGGCUAGAGGGUCAGAAACUUGAUCUAAAGGCUCUGCAGCAGGAAAGAGAAGCAAUGAAAAAAUUAGACAACGUGCGACAGGAUCACGAUCAGAGAUUAGUGUCAUUGGAAAAGACUCAAGAAUUAGAUAAACAAAAAGCAGAGCUAAUUACACGGAAUCAAGCUCUGGUGGACAACGUGAUCCUGAUCAUUCGACGGGCAUUAGCCAAUCAAAUGUCUUGGCCGGAUAUACAGUCUUUCUUGAAAGAUGCUCAAGCUGCAGGUGAUCCAGUUGCGUCUGUUAUAAAGCAGUUAAAAUUGGAAAUAAACCAUGUCAGUUUGCUAUUAAGUGAUCCAUACGUAAACAGCGACGAUGAUGACGAUCAAAUUCAGGAAGUUCAGUUGAAGCCAAUGAUCAUCGACAUAGAUUUGGCUCAUUCUGCGUUUGCUAAUGCCACGAGAUAUUAUGAUCAAAAACGGUCAGCAGCUAAAAAACAGCAAAAAACAAUCGAAUCACAAGGGAAAGCUCUAAAGUCAGCUGAAAAAAAAACUAAACAGGCUCUGAAAGAUGUACAAACUAUACAUAGCAUCAACAAGGCCAGGAAGGUUUACUGGUUCGAAAAGUUUUAUUGGUUCAUCAGCUCAGAAAAUUAUCUAGUUAUCGGUGGUAGAGAUCAGCAGCAGAAUGAGGUCAUUGUGAAAAGAUACCUUCGACCAGGAGAUGUCUAUGUCCACGCCGAUCUCACCGGUGCCAGUUCUGUUGUAGUGAAAAAUACUGGAGGCGGGCCGGUCCCACCUAAAACAUUGGCAGAGGCUGGAACUAUGGCUGUUUCAUACAGCGUUGCAUGGGAGGCAAAAGUGGUGGCUGGUGCUUGGUGGGUGAACAGCGACCAGGUAUCAAAGACAGCACCAACUGGUGAAUAUCUUACCACAGGAUCAUUCAUGAUACGUGGAAAAAAAAAUUACUUACCACCGUGUCAACUGAUUAUGGGGUUGGGAUUCAUGUUUCGACUCGAAGAGAGUUCCAUAGAAAGACAUAAGGAUGAAAGAAAAGUUCGCACUCUAGAAGAGGAUGCUAUCUCUGAAUCAACUGUGAUGUCGGAUCACGAGAUAGAACUGGAAAGUGAUUCUAAUGACGAAGAUGAAGAUGCGAAUCCGGUGACCCGAUUAAAUCCAAUCCAGGAAACCGAGUCUGACGUGACUGCCACAUUGGCUGCCAGCGCAGUAACUGAUCGUGAGAAAAAUAGUGAAAAUAAAGAAGGAGACAGUGAGAGUGACUCGGAUGAGGGACCACAUUUUCCCAAUACGCAGAUAAAGAUCAAUUUGCCGGUCGGGACAAUGAAACCUCACCUGACUGCGAUACCACCAGCAAAACCGCGCGCUGAAAACGAAGAAGAAGAUGAAGAGAAUGUGAUUUACCUAGGAGAUGAAAAACCUGUCAUGUUGACAAAGAAACAAGAAAAGAAAGCACCGAAAAUAACUCACCAGAAGAAGCAGCCACCAAAAGAAGAGCAGAAUGAAAAGGAAGCCAAGCAAAAAGACAAGGAUUUGCCUAAGAGAGGGCAAAAGGGAAAAUUGAAAAAGAUUAAAGAGAAGUACAAGGAUCAGGACGAAGAGGACAGACGACUUUUAAUGGAGGCAUUAAAGUCAGCAGGUUCCGCAAAGGAGGAUAAACGUAGAAACAAAAACAAGGAUCCUUCGGGACCAAAGCAACAGGGUAAGAAGAAAGGUACGCCAUUUACGCCGAAACCAACGCCAGUGAAUCCGAAUAACGAGGAAGACGGAGAGGAAGACGUGGGUCCAGCACCUGAGGUGGACAUGCUGGAUCAAUUGACCGGUAAACCAGUUGCGGAAGAUGAAUUACUGUUUGCCGUACCAGUAGUCGCCCCUUACAAUACUCUCAAUAGCUACAAGUUCAAAGUAAAAAUGACCCCAGGAACUGGGAAGAGAGGAAAAGCCUCCAAAACCGCAGUUGCUAUGUUUCUGCGAGACAGAGCUACCACACCUCGAGAGAAAGAUUUGUUAAAGGCUGUUAAAGACGAGGUUAUAGCGAGAAACUUACCUGGGAAAGUGAAAAUCAGUGCCCCUCAAAUGCAGAAGCAUAGGAAAUAGUAUAAGGUACAUUUGGUCGAUACGUGAUAUUUCUACACAAUUUCACCACCUGUAUAUACUUCCAUAAAAAAACAUUAACAAAUAAAGAAAAUUACGCUUAA
Molecule: messenger RNA, 3197 nt
Organism: Athalia rosae (coleseed sawfly)
Lineage: Eukaryota; Metazoa; Arthropoda; Insecta; Hymenoptera; Athaliidae
Gene: Clbn
Product: ribosome quality control complex subunit NEMF homolog
Exons: 10
Coding region: 115-3096 (993 amino acids)
Biological process (GO): rescue of stalled cytosolic ribosome; ribosome-associated ubiquitin-dependent protein catabolic process
Cellular component (GO): RQC complex
Molecular function (GO): ribosomal large subunit binding; tRNA binding
Source: RefSeq, a predicted model, not a curated record